AUGGACCUGGUCAUCUUCUACUCCCCAGACCAGGCAUGCAUGACUUACUACAUCAACAACGACUCCGCUGGUUACAAGAUCGAGUACCCCUUUUCAAGUAUUAAGAAUAUCAUCCUCGAGCCCGGUGACCCUGUUCCGCCAAUGGACGGCGCCAUUCCCCGAUCAGGUGGCUUAGUCAUCGAACUAAACCGUCCGCCAAAUUUCUAUAUGGACUCUUCCAACUCGGGAGGAUUCUACCAGUGCGGCGAUUUCACGGAAGAACAGCAGGCCACCAAGUCGCUGAUCCAUCAUCUUGGAGGCCAUCCCAAGGUCUUGAGUGUCCAGCUAGCCAAGCUUGUCUCACUCGAAACGUUCCAGAACCGCCAUGUUCCAGUGUACCCCUUCACGCCAAACACCCCUUUUAUUGAUGGCUCUCCACAGUUUGUGCAUCUCCAUCGCCCUGCAUCGCAGCCAAAUCACCUCUCACGAGCUCAGAACCGGCUCUCUGUCGACAACCAUUUGUCUGUAGGCCUAUACCCCAACAGAGGCCACAAACGCCAGCGCAGUAGAUCCGUUCCUGGCCCUGUCGACUUCGCUGCCCUGCACGCCAUGCCGGCUUUCCACUUCCAGUCCGCCAAUCCCUUCCAGCCAAGCACUCCACAGCACCAGGAGCAUCAGCAGCCAGACAUCUUUGCUCCUGUUCCCCUUGCACACUCACAGUUUCAACUUCCCCUGAACAUGAGCGAACCUGAUCUCCACAUAGAUACAUCUACAACCCAGCCACCGCCAUCAUUCAGCAUGUAUCCUGCCUCUGCAACCACCGCGGCUGCCACAUCUACUCCUGCAACGGAUUUUGUAUCAACCCCGCUCUUUAGCAGCGCACCAGAUCAGCCUCAAUCCCUGGGAACACCGUUCAGCUUACCUUUCCUCUCCCCUUCACCAGCCGUUGACAUCGACGUCGAUUCUGACCCCCACAGCAUGUCCCACCAGCAUCAGGCCCAAGCAGUUUCUUCUAACGGCCACUCACCUCCCUUAACAGCUACCCAACGUUCCUCUCCAACCAACAUGUUCGCCUCAACCGUCACAACCACAGGUGUUGAUGACGGAAUCAUCCUCAGCGACCUAUAUGCUAAACAGAAUCUCGGGUGUAGCAGCUCCAUCGCCUCUCCAGGCAUGGAAAUGGAGGAGUCAUUUGCAAUGACUUUUCAGGGUAUGAGAGGACAUGGUCACGGUAUGAUGGGUAUAGGAUUUGACAGCGGUACGGUCGACCCGAGUACCCUUGCUGCUGAAUCUUAA
Trichophyton rubrum CBS 118892 is the source of this 1275-nucleotide messenger RNA. RefSeq lists its product as uncharacterized. The record is from RefSeq and is a predicted model, not a curated record. Gene Ontology annotation, biological process: cell differentiation; regulation of transcription by RNA polymerase II. The transcript has a single exon. Lineage: Eukaryota; Fungi; Ascomycota; Eurotiomycetes; Onygenales; Arthrodermataceae. Gene Ontology annotation, molecular function: RNA polymerase II cis-regulatory region sequence-specific DNA binding. Bases 1 to 1275 code for a protein of 424 amino acids.